Molecule: messenger RNA, 1564 nt
Organism: Loxodonta africana (African savanna elephant)
Lineage: Eukaryota; Metazoa; Chordata; Mammalia; Proboscidea; Elephantidae
Gene: NCS1
Product: neuronal calcium sensor 1
Exons: 8
Coding region: 67-639 (190 amino acids)
Molecular function (GO): calcium ion binding; calcium sensitive guanylate cyclase activator activity
Source: RefSeq, a predicted model, not a curated record
CGAGCCCCUCCCGCUGGGCGCCCCAAAGGGGUCCAGCCUGGGGGGCGGGGGCCGUGGCCGCUGAGGAUGGGGAAAUCCAACAGCAAGUUGAAGCCUGAAGUUGUGGAGGAGCUGACCAGGAAAACCUACUUUACCGAGAAGGAAGUCCAGCAGUGGUACAAAGGCUUCAUCAAGGACUGCCCCAGUGGGCAGCUGGAUGCAGCGGGCUUCCAGAAGAUCUACAAGCAGUUCUUCCCCUUUGGAGACCCCACCAAGUUCGCCACAUUUGUUUUCAAUGUCUUUGACGAAAACAAGGAUGGGCGGAUUGAGUUCUCUGAGUUCAUCCAGGCACUGUCAGUGACCUCAAGGGGAACCCUGGACGAGAAGCUGCGGUGGGCCUUCAAGCUCUAUGACCUGGAUAACGACGGCUACAUCACCCGAAACGAGAUGCUGGACAUCGUGGAUGCCAUCUACCAGAUGGUGGGGAACACUGUGGAGCUUCCCGAGGAGGAAAACACCCCUGAGAAGAGGGUAGAUCGGAUCUUUGCUAUGAUGGACAAGAAUGCCGACGGGAAGCUGACGCUACAGGAGUUCCAGGAAGGGUCCAAGGCUGACCCAUCUAUCGUGCAGGCGCUGUCCCUCUAUGAUGGGCUGGUAUAGUCCAGGGUCCAGAGCUGGGAUGCCUGGGAACCACUUGCCUCCUCUCGUGCCAUGAGGCCACCUCAGCCCCGACCUCACCCUCACGUGUGUCCACCCCACCUUUCUCCACAUCCACACUCUGCAGGGCUGCACUUGAACCCUGAGGCCCCAGCUCUCCUUCCCCCUGCCCUGCACCCACCCGCUGCCUGAAGCCACUGGCUCCACUUGCCAACAACCUCUGCUUGUCCGGGAUAAAAACCACAAAACAAAACAGCCCUCUGCAAAACCAAGGACUCGGCAGCCUCCCAGGCAGCCUCUCUGUUCCUCCUGCUCUUUUGCGCGUGUGCUUUUGUUUAUUUUUAUUUUUUAUUUCAAACAGACAUUUAACAAGAAAAAUAAAACAACUCUCUUCUGUCCUAGAAGAUAUGGACUGACAGAUGGGGUGAAGGCUUUGGGGACCUCAGAGAACUCUGCCUCCUCCUGCCUCCUCCUCUGGGAAGUCCUGGCCUCCACCUUAGGUGGGCUCAGGAGAGCUGAGGGGGGGCACCUGACUAAUGUUACUUUUCGUCUCAUCCUUUAGCUGCAAAACCACCUGCGUGGCUCGGAUGAUUAAUUAUUAUGAUUAUUUUUUGUGAUAACAGUAUUGUGCUUUUUGUGGUAAAAGUGAAGGGUUUUUUUUAACAUGUACAUAUGUAAUUGAUAUCUUUUAUUUAUUGGUUAACUGUUGCUGCUGCCUCGUGUGUCCAAAGCUCCCUGGGAUGCGGGGCCUACUGUUUACAUGUGCACAUCCCCCCCCACCCCCGCCCACACCUGCUUGGGAGGAUGGUGGCCUGCAGCGGCCAACAAGCCAAAAAAAGAUUUUUUCUUUUCUUUUCAGAUACUGUGCUUGAUGCUUUGAUAGGGGAAAGGUGGUAAUUCUUAAAUGGCUAAUACACUGUUCCCUCCA